AAAGUGAAUUAAUGUCUCAAAAAUCUGAGUUAACAAAAUUAAAUAGUUUAUGUGAAUCAAUUCAACAAAGAACUAAUGAAUCUGGUGUGAAAAAUUCUUUAAAUCAAGUAUUAGCUCAAUAUCAUAGCUUAAUUAAAAGUUGUGAGGAUGUUUUAUCCAAACUUCAACUUGUAUUUAUGGAAAAUAGAGAAUUUCAAGUAUUGUGUAAUAAUAUUAGAAAUUUCCUCGAUACUUUAACAACAGAACUAAAAAGUAUCAAUACAAAUGAACAGAAUGUAAAUUUAUCUGAGAAUCAUUUGAAUACAAUUACAAGUAUACGUGAAAAAUUACGUUCUUCUCAACCAAAACUUCUAGAGCUUAGUGAUAGAGCAGAUCGAAUUUGUCGAGCUUCAUCAACUGCAGCAUUAACUAUGAAUCAAAUGUUUAUGACACAUUCAAGUCAAUUAGAUAUUAACGAUUCUGUAAAUACACCUGUGUUUACAGGCUACGAUAAUCAACUUCAACUUUCAACUAAUCAAAAUGAAAUCAACAAUUUACAAACAGAAACUGUUGGAUCUAAAGCUAAACAACAAUUAAAUGAAUUUAGAAAAGAGUUUAAUGAAAUCAAUCAACAAAUAACAGAAUAUCAAGAAAAAUUAAAUCAUCUGGUCAAUGAACAGAAAAAUCUGUCUGAAUUAUACAAUGAUUUACGCAGUUGGAUAGAUAAAACAGAGAAAAAGUUAAAUAUUUUAGAAUCAGGCAUGUUGGUAAAUCAAACAGAGACAAAUGAACAAAAUAUAAGGCCGCUAAUUCAUGAAUCUACUAAGUUUAAUGAAAGCAACUGGAAUACUUACAUUCAACAAAUAACGGCCUUAAAUAAAGAACUUAAUGAAUAUUCACAAAAAUAUGAACAAUUUUGUGAGAAUAUACCUGAUACUACUAAGAUAAAUAGCCAGACAAAUAAAUUUAAUCAACUGACCGGAAGAUUUACCGAAAUGAAAGGAAGAAUUCAACGAUUUGCCACCUGGAUUAAUACUAUUCAACAAAACUAUUCUGCAUUUCGUGACUCAGCACAAACAACUGAACGAUGGUUGAGUGGUAUAAAUUUUCGUCUUAUGUCAGCUGGAAAUAAUAAUGCUAACAGCAAUCUAACAGGAAAUUUAUCUGCUUAUCAAGAUUCAACAAUUCAAAUUGAUCAAUUAAUGAAAGAAAUUAAUAAAGAAGGCAAAAGUCUUUUAGAGAAUACACAUCAAUUAGUUCAUCUACUUAUUCAUAAUAUAACUAAAGAUCAAACAACAAUAUCAAGAACUAAUAGAAUUUGUGAAUCUGUUACAUGUCCAUAUCGAGAAAUUCCAAUUGAUCAUAGUACAGUUGAUAAUUGGAAAUAUUUAUUGAAUAGUUCAAAUGAUGAAAAACUAUUGGAUAGAAUUAUUUUAGAUGCUUUAGAAAGAAAUAAAGAGAUUGAAACAAGUUAUAUUAAUAUACAUUCUAAUGCACAAUCUAUCAAGAGUCGACUAGAUGAUCAGUUGAAUCGUUUCAAAGCUUACAUUGAUUCGUUGAAUUCAGUCGCUACAUUUAUACUAAAUGACUUACAGUCUUGGUGGAAACGAUUAAGUGUCAUUAGUCAGUCAUCAGUAGUAGUAGCUACAAUAACAGGAAUUUCAACAACGAAUCAACUCAUUGCAACAUCAGAUCCAAUCUCUUCAAAUUCUUACAAUGUUACACGAUUAACAACCUAUCCAAAUGAAAGUUUUAUCAAUUAUCAAAUAGAUCGUUUGCAACAACUGUCAGAUGAUAAACCUCCAGCUAAAGCAGUAAGUUUAGAAGAUGUUGGUCAUCAGUUAGCUAUGACAUUGGCUAUGCAAUCACAGUUGAUAACAAUGAAAAGGGAAUUGUCUACACUUGGAUAUAAAUGUGGAAUGUCUUCAGUUGAAAUCGAUUAUAUUUCACAAGAAGGCGAUAAGAAAUCUGAUAAUAAAGGAAAUAGUUCCGAUCAAACUUUGGUGAAAUUAUUGGCUAAACAUGUGCAAAAUGCAAUCGAUAUAGAAAACAGAAAGCUUGAAUGUCACACUGAACAACUACGUGAAUUACGAACAAAAUGGGAGCAUUAUGUUAAAGAACGUGAUAUAUUUGGCCGCUGGUUAUCUGAACGUCAGACAGCUUGUCAUCAUUUAUUAGAAUUGAGAUCAAGAUCUACACAACCAGAAGAUGAAGAGAGUAGAGCACUUGAAUUUAUACAAAAAUUUCCAACUAUUUAUAAGGAUUUUUUAAAUACAUUAAAAGAUAAAGAAAAACAAAUAAAUCAGUUAGUGAAUAUAUAUCAAGAACUUAUUCAACAUAAUUCACAAAUUACUGAUCCAUUAUUAGAUAGAUUAAAUACAGAAUUUAAAAAUUUAUUAAACCAAACGAUAACAAGAAUAAAACACGUAGAAAAAGAAAAAAAUGAGAGAAAACCUGUAGAAGAAUCACAUUCAGAGUAUCGUGGUAAAAUACCAAUUUUACCAGAGAAAGCGGAAGCACUUGUUCAUAGUUCAGCUAAAACAUUGAAGCAUACAAAAUUACUUAAUGAGUUAGCCAAAUCAGUAAAUCAGUUGAAAAAUGAAGUUAUCACUAGUGAAAUUGAUGCUCAAAGGAAUGAUUUUACACUUGUUACGUCAUCAACAAUGUCCCCAAAAUUUAAACAAACAUAUCAAAUACAGAGUUACAUUCAUUUUAAAGCGACAUAUUAAAAUGUUGACUACUAAUCAACAUUAUCAUAAUUAGUGGAAAUUAAUCAUUAAUUCAUGUAUGUUGUUAAUUAUUUAUUGUCGUUAACAUGAAUUCUAGUGAUAUUCUCUUCUUUUUUAAUAUUUUUGUUUUACUAAAAUGUAAAGUAAAAAAAAUAAAGAAGUACAAAACGAACCAAAUUUGAAAUUAUUAUUUUUUUAAAAUUUAUUAAACUAGUUAUUUGAUUGAUCAAAGAAAUUAUUCUAUACCUUCAAACACAAUUACUUCUUCUUCUAAUCAACUAUCAAAUAAUACUUUACAACAAAGAAUAUCAACUGAAUCAAUUCGAAGAAAUUUACCUUCAUCUAAUUAUUAUCCAAUAGUUCAAAUAAAUAAACAAUCAAUUAUUAAUAAAUAUUGUAAAUCUUCAUUUGAUGAUAUACCAAAUCGGUGUAAUGAUGAUAUGAAAAUUUCAUCUUAUUCAUAUGAUAAUAAACAACCGAUUGAUUUAAUAUCAUCUCAUUAUUAUAAAAAUGAUUUAUUACAGUAUACAACAUCUAAACCUUGUAUACAGUUACAAUUGAAAGAUGAAUUAAACAAUGAACAGAAAAGAUUAAAUACAUCACCUUAUUCAUCAUCAUACAAGAGUUCAAUUCCAAAACCAGAAACAUUUAUGGAAUCUCGCAGUUCCAAAAAAACUACUUUAACUCCAUCUCAUGCAAGUAGACCUAUUUCAAGAAACAUCAAUGUACCAUCUGAUACCAGACAAAUAAUAAAUUCCCAAACACAAUCACUUAAUAAUAAAUCUACACAAAUGACAACUUCCAGUUUGAAUGAUAACACUUCCUUGUUAUGGACUAAAAAUAUUGCGAAAAAAUUAAAUACUAACAUAGAUAACAAAUCAUAUCCCAUUUACUGAUAUAUAAAUAGAUUUCGUUGGUAGUUACACAUAUCAAUUAAUUGAAUGCUCACUAUUUGAAUACAUUUUUAAUACAUUUCUAUAUAUAUAAGGACAAUGUUCCAGUAAAGCUGAAUAUGCUUCCAUUAUUACUAUUUCUUCAUUUCAUAUGACUCAAAAGAAAAAAAAGUUAAAAUUAUAUUGGGAUUUAUUUUUCAAAAGUUUUCUAACAAAUUAAUUAUAUAUAACAACAAAUGGAUAAAUGAAUGUUUAAUAUUACCUCACUAUAUUUUAUAUCUAAUCAUUAUUAAAAUGUAUAAUUGUUUGAUUAGCAUGGUAACUGAUUUGUAUUCAAAAUUAUUUUUUUUUACAGUCAAUAAUCAAACAAUAAUAUAAACCCACACCUGCACCCACCCCCACUACAUGUGGAUCAUUUUUUACAUAUUAGAGGAGAAUAAUAAAAUAGUUGAAAAAAGUAUUUUUCUUCUCUCUCUCUCUGUUUUUCUUAUUAUUUUAAUUAAACAAAAUAACAAACAAUUUUAAAACUGAAUAUGAAUAAAAAAUAAAAUAAAAUAAGUAUUAUUUUGUUAUUAUUGAAUUCUAUCAUUAAAAUUAAAAUAAAAUUCAAAAUUUGUACAAUGUUCUUUAUUAUUAUUAUUAUUAUUAUU
Messenger RNA from Schistosoma spindalis, 4251 nucleotides. The record is from the annotation of a GenBank genome assembly. Lineage: Eukaryota; Metazoa; Platyhelminthes; Trematoda; Strigeidida; Schistosomatidae.